UUGGCAGCUGUGCGUUACGUCAAUGACGUCACUACCAGUUCGUCACUCCACUUUUGUGUUUUGGUGAUGUGUGAUUUUAGUUAAGUUUUUUAAUUUAAUUAAGCAAACCUCAAAACUGACCAUAUGAUACCGGAUGGCAGGGAAAAAAAACCGGUCGAAAGCGGCGCAGAAUUCGGUUUCUGCGGGCAGUAAGGGUGUCAAUGUGCCGACUAACUCGAUUAAGAAAGACGCCGACGAGUUGCUGGCUAUGACCAAGGAGCAACUCAAGAUUGAGUGCCGAAAAAGGGGACAAAAGACUAGCGGGAAUAAAGCGGAGCUGCUACAAAGACUAGGGUACAAAAUGACCUCGAAACGAAAGAACAAUUCCACGAACGGAACUGCGGUGACCCCCGAGGAGACGUCGUCGGGUGAUUUUAGUGAUACGGAGAGGACGCGGAAGGAAACUGAAAGGAAAGAGAGAGAAAGUCUGGUGUUGUGGAAGAGACCCAUAACGACGAUAGAAUAUUCAACGAAGGAGGUGUUUGUGCUCUUAACGACGUAUGGGAAAAGGAUCUUAGAACAUAAGAAAAUCGUUUUAUUACUAACAAUCUCAUUUCUGUUAUCGUACCUGUUGGUAAAAACUGCCGGCCCUCACCAAUCCUACAUUGACGUUCUAACCAAGAAACUUCUGUGGUGUUCAUACUGGAUAGGAUUAGGCAUAUUAUCCUCAGUAGGCCUAGGAACCGGACUUCACACAUUCAUAUUAUAUCUAGGACCUCAUAUAGCUGCCGUAACUCUGGCCGCUUACGAAUGCGAAUCGUUAAAUUUCCCGGAGCCCCCAUAUCCCGACGAAAUUAUCUGUCCGGACGAACGUAACCCGUUGGCUGUGUCUAUUUUAACAAUAAUGUCAAAAGUGAGGUUAGAGGCGAUGUGCUGGGGCGCCGGAACCGCUCUAGGGGAACUGCCGCCGUACUUCAUGGCCAGAGCGGCGAGGCUUUCCGGGAUCGACCCCGACGACGACGACGACGACUUGAAAGAGUUCGAGGAGCUGAAGCGCAAACAAAGCAACAAAAAGGAUCUCACCCUCAUCGAGCGGGGCAAACUCUUCGUCGAAGAGCUGGUGCAGCGGGUCGGUUUCUUGGGGAUCCUCGGCUGCGCUAGCAUUCCAAAUCCGUUGUUUGAUUUGGCUGGCAUCACCUGCGGCCACUUCCUGGUGCCGUUCUGGACCUUCUUUGGAGCUACUUUAAUCGGGAAGGCCGUCAUCAAGAUGCACAUCCAGAAGCUGUUCGUUAUAAUCGCCUUUAAUGAAACUCUGAUCGUGACGGCGCUGCAGUGGCUUAAGUACGUGCCGGUGGUGGGGGAAAAACUGCAAGUACCUUUCAAGGCGUUCUUGGACGGGCAGAAGGCCAAGUUACACAAAGGGGGCGCGCCGGGGGGAGACAGCGGGAAUAUUUUAGGCUCGAUUUUCGAGAAGUUCGUCGUGGCGAUGAUUUUGUACUUUGUGGUGUCGAUAGUUAAUUCGUUUGCUCAGAGUUACCACAAGAGGAUACACAAGAAGAAGAGUAAGGUCGCCAAGGACUAGAGGGCGGUUGGGAUUUGCCUUGAUUACUACAUUAGUUCAAUUUUUCACACUUAUUUAUAUUUCUCUUUUUGUUAUUUAAUUUUUUGGGAGGUUGUUUUUUGUUGAACCAUUCCGAUGUGCGUACUUGUAAGCGAGUAUUUGAUAUUGUGUAAGUAUUUACGUUCCAAUUUAUCACCAUUAGUCAAUUUUAGCGUGGUUGAAGCUUGCCUUCAAUGUGUGAUUUAGUUUUGUUUUCAAAAAAAAUAAAAAAAAAGGUAUUUAUAGA
Messenger RNA from Zophobas morio, 1826 nucleotides. It is a transcript of the gene Tango5, whose product is annotated as vacuole membrane protein 1. Gene Ontology annotation, cellular component: endoplasmic reticulum; membrane; endomembrane system. Gene Ontology annotation, biological process: autophagy; Golgi organization. The record is from RefSeq and is a predicted model, not a curated record. Bases 134 to 1561 code for a protein of 475 amino acids. The transcript is spliced from 7 exons. Lineage: Eukaryota; Metazoa; Arthropoda; Insecta; Coleoptera; Tenebrionidae.